GCGGGCUCAGAGGACAGUGGGGCCCGACCGGACACAGCCCUAAGCUCUCUCCCUCCAUCCCUCCAUUCCUUCAUUCCUUCUUCCCUCUCCCUUCUGCACAGCAUCCUCUGCAAACCCUCAGUGCCUGGGGGUCCUCUCUCCCCAAUCUGCCUUUAAUUACUCAUUCAUUUAAUUGUCUUCCUCCUUGCGGGGCAGCCCCAGAACUUUCUCUUCCUGCAGAGCAAAUUAGGGUAUUUGCUCGGCAUUUUUAGGGGGGGAAAGAAGGGUUCCUUUCAGACCGAUUUUGAGGGGGGCGUCAGGUUCGAGAGCUUGGGAGGAAGGGGGGUAUAGGACCCCAGUGAGAAUCUUCUUUCUCUCUCCGCCUGGUCUCACUCCGAUCUAACCCGGCCCUCCUGCCCGGCCUUUGCCCCCCGCCUCCGCUACCCCCUUCACGCAGCGCCCCAGCUGCGGGACCACGACCAUGACCGAAAUGAGCGAGAAGGAGAACGAACCCGAGGACGCAGCCACUCAUCCCUCCCCUGGGGCUGUUUCCACCCUCCAGGAAACCAAGCUUCAGCGUUUCAAACGUUCUCUGUCCCUCAAGACCAUCCUUCGAAGCAAGAGUGUGGAGAAUUUCUUCCUUCGUUCAGGCACUGAACUCAAGUGCCCAACGGAGGUGCUGCUGACCCCCCCAACCCCAUUACCACCCCCUUCACCCCCACCUGCAUCCACUGAUCCAGGCCUGCCCACCUCUGCCCGAUCCCCUUGUCCAAUCCAGCGUCCUUUGGCACCUCUCAAGCCCCUGAGGACCCACAGCUUCCAAGAACAUGUCUUCAAACGUGCCAGCCCCUGUGAACUCUGCCACCAGGUUAUCGUGGGCAACUCCAAGCAGGGCUUACGAUGUAAGACGUGCAAAGUCAGCGUCCACCUCUGGUGCUCUGAGGAAAUCUCCCACCAGCAGUGCCCAGGCAAAACGUCCACCUCUUUCCGACGCAAUUUCAGUUCCCCUCUCCUGGUGCAUGAGCCACCCUCAGCCUGUACCCGGGAGUCCCCACCAGCUGGUGCCGGUGGCAAAGUGGAUCCCAUUUAUGAGACCCUCCGCUAUGGUACUUCCUUGGCAUUAAUGAACCGUUCGAGCUUCAGCAGCACUUCGGAGUCCCCCACCCGAAGCCUGAGUGAGCGAGAUGAAUUGGCAGAGGAUGGGGAAGGUAGCAUCCGUAGCUCAGAGGAGGGUGCCAGUGACAGUGUCUUUACAUCACCAACUGAAAGUGAAGUGCCAGGCCCUGAGGAGAAGAGUCCUGGACAGCCUCAGGCCUCCAAGGGCACCAUUCGGAAGGACGUGGGCCCCAUGUAUUCCUACGUUGCUCUCUACAAGUUUUUGCCCCAAGAACAUAAUGAUCUGGCGCUGCAGCCAGGAGACCGGAUCAUGCUUGUGGACGAUUCCAAUGAGGACUGGUGGAAGGGCAAGAUCGGUGACCGGGUUGGCUUCUUCCCCGCCAAUUUUGUGCAGCGGGUGAGGCCAGGAGAAAGUGUGUGGCGGUGCUGCCAGCCAUUUUCGGGGAAUAAGGAACAGGGCUACAUGAGCCUCAAGGAGAGCCAGAUCUGUGUAGGCGUGGGCAGAAGCAAGGAUGCUGAUGGCUUCAUCCGAGUCAGCAGUGGCAAGAAGAGAGGCCUGGUACCUGCUGAUGCUCUGACUGAGAUUUGAAAUUGGGCACAGCAGGCACAGAAGAAGAUAGUGCCCCCACCCCUAGGAGAUGACCCAGAUAUCAACUCUGCCCCCUUGUUCCCUGCUUCUGGUUCCAGGGAAUGGAGUAGGGUCUCCUUACCCACCUCCCUGCUCACUUGCUGCCACGCUGCUGGGCACCACUCUAAAUAGACACCGAAGCUCUACGAUAAGGAAGGUUGUAUUUUUCCUCUGGGGGCCCUCUGGAGGGCAGGUUGGAGAAUAAGUUGAAGAGCAGGGAUCAGCUACUGCAGGCAGGUCUGCCCUGUGCCAAGGUGCCAAUUUCUGUGCCCACCAGUGCCCUGCUGCCACAAUGAGUCAAGCCCUGGGCAGCUCUGUCCUCUGGGGCUUUCUGUGGCAUCUCCCCAGACUUCCACCCUCCCAGUUGUUGCAUGCCUUGUGCCACCUUUCCACUCAGCCCAGCCUCUGUGUGUGUGUGUCUGUGUGUGUGUGUGUGUCUCUCUGUCUCUGUCCACUUGGGCAUGGGGCAGGUGUUGGGGGAGGGAUAAUGUCCCCUCCUCCCAGGCCCCUCAAAAUGCCUGCUCCCCCCUCAGGGUUUGAAGGGGGUGGGAGAUAUGGGAGGGGCUUCUCCGCUUCUGUGGUCCUAACUGCUGCCUUCCCAAUAUCACCAUCUCUCACUCGCUCAAUUCUCAGGAAAGUUUCACUGGUCUCUCCCAUAACUUGAAACCUGGGCUGGCAGAGAAGGGGAGGGAUGAAGGAGAAAGAACAGGGAUUGUUCUCUUGUUUUGAGGGAAGAGGAAAUCCCAAUUGGAACAACCAAGAUGGGGACUUCUUCCAUUCCACCCCUAUGGGCCCUCACAGUUGGGGAAAGAAUAGCCCGGCUGUGGUCUGAAUCCUAUCCAAGGCCAGAACAUCCCCAAACUGUUCCACCCUACGGCCACGGCCACUCCAAUGAAAAGCAAUCCAGAUGUAACAGGAAGAAUAAAUUGUAGCAUGCUUGUUUGUUAUUGGGAGGAGCUCGGGAGUAAUCACAAUAGCUACAGAAUUCUUAUAAAUCUACCUGUUGUCUGGGACCUGAUAAGUCAGUGACAGACUUCAAGAAUUGGGAGUCAAGCCCAUUACCCAGAUCUGAAAACUGAUGAUAGGCAGUUUUCUUUUCCUGUUCCUCUUUUCUUCUCUGGCCUCUCCUCUCUUCUAUGAUCUGACUUACCCUGUGAAGGCUGAAAUAGGACAAUUGCAAACAUUCCUUCAAUAGGGUGAGCCAGGGGUGGUCUCAGGGGAACAAGACUGCACUUUAAAAAUAGUCCUGCCCGAGGGCUAAAUGUUCCAGGGGGUUCUACCACCUACUGGAGAUAAGGGGCUGUAUUUCAGUGUCAUUUUUCUGAUUAUACCCCUGGCACCCUUUGCAGACCCUUGGGGUAGGAAUGGAGGGUUGGGAGGUAGGUAGGUGUUGGGAGGAAGUUGAGACUCUCAUACUGACUCCCAAGGAAGGAAAGAAGUGGAGGCAUCCCAGACCAGAGGAGAUGCCCUGUGGGGUCUCACCUGUGAAGACUGCUCCUCUUCAGGCCCAACUCCCCAGGCCCCAGCUCAGAACCUCCUUCACCACGCCAGCCAAUGCCUCCCCUACUCUGGGCACAGGUCCUUCCUUACCCUAAGACCCUUGCCUCCCCUCCCUUGGGCUGUUCCCAGAUUUGGGGUGGGGAGAGGCUGAAGCCACACUGCCCUGUUUGCUGCCACGAGGCUGCCCCAGCAAUACCCCUCCGGGGCAGGCACGAUGCCCACUGUACAUAGAGGCUGCAUGACAGGUCUGAUUUGGGCGCUGCUGGGCCCCCAGACCCACUGAUUAAAUGUA
Molecule: messenger RNA, 3515 nt
Organism: Dromiciops gliroides (monito del monte)
Lineage: Eukaryota; Metazoa; Chordata; Mammalia; Microbiotheria; Microbiotheriidae
Gene: STAC2
Product: SH3 and cysteine rich domain 2
Exons: 11
Coding region: 461-1684 (407 amino acids)
Biological process (GO): positive regulation of voltage-gated calcium channel activity; positive regulation of protein localization to plasma membrane; skeletal muscle contraction
Cellular component (GO): extrinsic component of cytoplasmic side of plasma membrane
Molecular function (GO): protein binding
Source: RefSeq, a predicted model, not a curated record